Messenger RNA from Plectropomus leopardus (leopard coralgrouper), 2591 nucleotides. The record is from RefSeq and is a predicted model, not a curated record. Lineage: Eukaryota; Metazoa; Chordata; Actinopteri; Perciformes; Serranidae.
UUGUUUGUCAGCGGACCAGAAAUGAAGUUUGCUGUGAGAUGGAUGUUUGGGUCAGUGUUACACUGAGUCAGUGUUACAACAUGUUGCAGAGAAGAUAGAGGCAACAGCCACGGAGUCUCCAACAGUGAGCAUCACAGGAUCUGGAAAAUUGGACUGAUCUCUACCAGCUACAGAGAUCUCUCCAGACUAUGGAUUCACAACAGUCACUCUUUUUCUUUCUUGACAAGCACAAGUAAACGUAAGUGUCAUCCAAAACCCCACUCAUUGCAAUAACUUUAUUAUUUGGCAGUGAUUUAACUUGUUUGUUUUUCUUCUUCUCCUUCACAGCUCUUUAUUUAUCGCUUCCGUCUUCUGUUUAUUUAACACAUCUUUUACUGUCAUUUCUACUACUACCCUCCCUUUUCUCUCUCUGCCUGUGACUAUCCUGUGCUCUGUCUGUGAGCAUGGACGGCACAGAGCCUGUGCAGCCCAGUCUCAACUCCUCCUAUGUUCCGUCUGCUUUUGGCAACCACCAAGUAUCCGAGGAUGAGGAGAGCGAGGACCAGAGUCCCUCUUCAUCACUCCUACCCAAACAUUCCUCAGUGCCUCUGGCUGUGCGUUACAGCCCAGAGGACUCUUACUGUUUUGUGUACAUCAUCUUCUUUCUGAUGGGCAUCGGCUCCCUGCUGCCCUGGAACUUCUUCAUAACAGCCAAACACUACUGGCUCUACAAACUGAGUAACAACACACAUGACAGCAGCAAUAAGGAGCAACGUUCAGACCUCAGUGACUACUUUGAAAGUUAUUUGGCCAUUGCCUCUACAGUGCCGUCUGUACUGUGUCUGAUCCUCAACUAUGUCCUAGUUAACAGGUUGUCUUCAAACGUACGGAUCCUGUCGUCUCUUUUUGUGAUCCUGGUGGUGUUUGUGGUGACCACGGUGCUGGUGAAGGUAGAUGUGUCAGACUGCAGGACUGAGUUCUUUGUUGGCACAUUGGCCAGCGUGGCCAUCGUCAGCGGAGCCUCCAACCUCUUCUCAGGCAGCGUGUUUGGGAUCAGCGGACAUUUCCCCAUGAGGAUUUCUCAGGCACUUAUAUCAGGCCAGGCCAUGGGAGGCACACUGAGUGCAGUAGCAUCAAUACUGGACCUGGCACUGGCAAACGAUGUGGCAGACAGCGCACUGGCCUAUUUCCUCACAGCUGAUGUCUUCAUCCUGCUCUGCAUCAUCACGUAUCUGCUGCUGCCCAAGCUGGCAUACUCAAGACACUACAUGCUGGCAGGAAUGUGCACCAGUUCAGGAGUGAUGAGUGAGGGCGGAUCAGCAGGAGGCACAGGAAGCAGAGUCUCUGUCCCUCCUCUGCAGCCUAUCCUUAGGAAGACAUGGGUGCUUGGCCUGAGCGUCUUCUACGUCUUCUUCAUCUCUAUCAUGGUGUUCCCUGCAGUAUCCUCAGGGAUCCAGUCAGUCAACAAAGACAGCGGCAGCCCCUGGACAACCACUUACUUUGUGCCUCUAACCAGUUUCUUCCUAUAUAACCUAGCAGACUUCUGCGGCAGGCAGGCCACAGCCUGGCUGCAGGUCCCUGGACCCACCAGUCGAGUCCUGCCUGUGCUGGUAGUGUGUCGCUCCGUCAUGGUGCCAUUUCUGAUGUUCUGUAACUACCAGCCAAGGGACCACCUCCACACUGUGUUAUUUGCCCAUGACGCGUACCCUGUGGUCUUCAACUGCCUGCUCGGCCUCACAAAUGGCUACCUAGGCACUCUGCCAAUGAUCUAUGGCCCUAAGGUGGUACCUCGAGAGCUGGCAGAGGCCACAGGAGUGGUCAUGUCCUUCUUCCUCACUCUGGGACUGGCUGUGGGAUCUGCUUUCUCCGUGCUUAUUGUGCACUGCAUCUGACCAGACUGUUAAACAACAACCUAGUCACUCACAGUGGUGUACUUGAGCUAUACAGCAGACGGCAGCUGGACAGUAAGAAGUAUCUACCAGAACCUCAAAGCACUGUGAUGCCAAAGCCAGUUGACUGACAUGAGGGAAAAGUGCUGAUAAGCUUCUUACUUCCACUCUUAACCAAAAAGCCUUAAAUACUUCAUACCUCACACUAAUGUGUAUUAUGUUUACACUGAUGUGGCUGUGUUUGCCAUGACUUGUUUUCUACAUAAAUAAGAUGGGGAAGUGGCUUUGGGGAAAACAUAUCAAUCAGUGCAGUCCAUAAGAGACACCUCAAUUAACUGUUUUCUUUCAUAUAGCAAUAUAGCAAAUACACAUUUUGCACAAAUGUAUCUGUUUCAAAGGGUAAAAAAUUGUGUUACAUAAAUUGUUAUGCAGAGAGUGUGAAAUGCAUUUUAGUUAAAAGGUUAUAAAAUAAGCAGAUAAAAAGAAGCACCGCAUUUCAGUGAGGGACACAGAUGGCAAACGGGGCAAACAUGUCACUGAUUAGUGUUAGCUUUCUCUAGACUUUAACUUUGUAAGCUGAGCAUUGCUGGUAACUAAUGUAAUUUCUGUCAUAAUUUUUUAAAUGCAGAUUUCAGCUGCAGUAAAUUGAAAGUGAUGGACAUUAAGUAGCUACUGGAACCUUUCAAACAUCUGUUUAAAUAAAUUAAAUCUACAAACUGUAAA